Messenger RNA from Camelina sativa (false flax), 1266 nucleotides. The record is from RefSeq and is a predicted model, not a curated record. Lineage: Eukaryota; Viridiplantae; Streptophyta; Magnoliopsida; Brassicales; Brassicaceae.
AUGAGUUCAUUCUCGAUUAAUCGAAAGAAGACGCCAUUCCAGAAACAUAGAGAAGAAGAAGAAGCUCGGAAGAAGAAAGCUGAGGACGAAACGGCUCGUUUGUAUCAAGAAUUCGUGGAAUCGUUUCAAGGAGAUAGUGCAACUACUAAGACUUUUGUUCGAGGUGGGACGAUUAAUCCAGGAGAGAAGCCUAAGGUUGAUUCUGAAGGUGAAAAGUCCAAAGAUGGGGGUUCCAUUUCAAAGAAGGGGAGUAGGUAUGUUCCCUCUUUCCUUCCACCACCACUGGCGUCUAAGGGUAAAGAACCGGAGAAGAAGAGGGAAGAGGAGAGGCCUAAGGAAAGAGAAAAGGGAAAGACUCGAAAUAUAGAUCAUUUCAUGGAGGAGUUAAAACGCGAACAAGAAAUGAGAGAAAGAAGAAACCAGGAUCGUGACCGUCAGGGCGAUAACUCGCCAUCUAGCCGCUUUGAUGAGCUACCUGAUGAUUUUGAUCCCAGUGGAAGGCUAGGAUCGUUUGACGAUGGUGACCCACAAACUACGAAUCUCUAUGUUGGGAAUCUUUCCCCAAAGGUUGAUGAGAAUUUCCUUCUGCGCACUUUUGGAAGAUUUGGGCCCAUAGCUAGUGUCAAGAUUAUGUGGCCAAGAACAGAUGAGGAGAAGAGGCGACAGAGAAACUGUGGCUUUGUUUCCUUCAUGAAUAGGGCUGAUGGACAAGCUGCAAAAGAUGAAAUGCAAGGGAUAAUAGUGUACGAGUAUGAACUUAAAAUUGGAUGGGGUAAAGCAGUAUCUCUACCAUCACAAGCAUUACCCGCCCCACCACCUGGACAUAUGGUUAUUCGGAGUAAGGAGGGCUGCAACUUGGUUUUUUCUGGUCAAACGGGUCCACCAAUAACUUCUGUUCCAAAUCAAAACUCUGAGCUGGUUCUUACCCCUAAUGUUCCGGAUAUCACUGUUGUUACUCCUGAGGACGAGCACCUCAGACAUGUCAUUGAUACAAUGGCUCUCUAUGUUCUGGAUGGUGAAUGUGCUUUUGAACAAGCUAUCAUGGAGAGGGGCCGUGGGAAUCCAAUGUUUAAGUUUUUGUUCGAGCUUGGCUCGAAGGAGCAUACUUACUACGUCUGGAGACUCUAUUCCUUUGCUCAGGGUGAUACACUUCAAAGGUGGAGAACAGAGCCGUAUAUCAUGAUAACUGGUAGUGGAAGGUAUUGUAACUUGCCGACGUUAAAACUGAUCCGGGUGUUCGAUGGAUACCGCCACCUCUGCCUGUAA